GAAUUGCAGAUGAGGCUGGUGCGAAGCGAACCUGAGAAAACGUGGAGAAGGUGGAGCACCGUCCACUGUACACAGGGGUAGCUCAGCGAACGCUGGGACCAAUCGCUCGGCGCUGCACUGGCUGGCUGAAAAGGCCAGCUAAGGUAAUCCGUCUGCCAGGGCCUCGAGAUGCAGCAUUCGAACCACCCACCACCAGCUCCUGUCGGCUGAGCGUUCCGAACGGUCACACUAUCUUACGCACUCCUUCGGAUAUUUUAUUUCGUCUUCUUCUUUUCCCUGUUUGCAACCUUGGCUACGGCCCUCCAGAACAUCCCGCACGAACCGUUUCCUUCCCUUAUUUCUCUUUCUUUCUUUUCGGACCCAGCCAAGAAUCGAUCAAUUCUUUGGUACCCGGCGCAAUGUUGAAAUCAGCGCUCUCGGCCUUGUGGCUGGCCACGCUUGCUUGGGGCGCGGGCAAGACGGAUGAGGACAAUGUCAAGAGCAUAGGGCUACGGACACACAGUCUCGCCCAGCCGUAUCUGGACUCUGACAUGCAAAGUCGGUGGUACGACUUUGGUGGCGACACGAUCAUCCGUACCGACCAGUACAUCCGCCUAACCUCCGACCACCCAUCACAGACCGGAUGGCUCUUCUCCAGGGUCCCAUUGACGGCGACGAACUGGGAGAUCGAGGUGGAAUUCAAGAUCCACGGCAAGAACCAGCUGUAUGGCGACGGCUUCGCCAUGUGGCUCACCAAGGAGCGUGGGAAGGUCGGCCCCGUAUUUGGCAGCGCCGACCGUUUCGAAGGCCUGGGCAUCUUUUUCGAUACGUAUAAGAACAACCGCCCCGGCGUCGUCUUCCCCUACGUCAUGGCUAUGGUCGGCGACGGACAGAAGACGUACGACAAGGACACGGACGGCAAGGACACCGAGUUUGCCGGCUGCUCGGCUAGGGGCAUCCGCCAUGCCAACGUCCCGACUAAGUUCCGCCUGACUUACUUCCAGGACAAGCACCUCAAGCUGGAGCUGCAGUACAAGUCCGAGGGCGAGUGGUCGCUCUGCUUCGAGACCGACCAGCCGCCCGCGAUCCCGCAGGUUUCCUACCUCGGUUUCAGCGCCGAGACGGGUGAGCUGAGCGACAACCACGACAUUAUCUCGAUCGACGCCAAGAACCUAUAUCAGUCUCGGCCCGCGGCCGGCAAAUCCACCCCCGGCAGCGGCAAGGGCAAGAAGUCGGCGACUGCUAAGCAAAGCGGCAGUUGGACCUGGUUUUUUAUGAAGACCAUCUUUUUCUUCAUGGUUGUUGGUGGUGCCUAUGCUGGAUAUACGGCCUGGAGGACGAACAACAAGCGGAGCCACCGCUUCUGAGAUUGGCAUGUUUGGGCGAGGAGCGGCGCUUGAAGGAUGGGGAUUUGACGACUAUACACGGCCAGAAAACAAAACAAAAGAUACCAUAUCCAUUCACCCUUCUAGCCGGUAAGGGACGAUGUGGGUUUGUUCGUUGCAGUGUCAGACCGGUUGGGGGGCGAAUUCACUUACUCAUGUAUCAGUAACGUCUCUUGGGUCUCGGGCGGAGUUCAGCAUCUCUACAGCGGCUUCCUUUACGUUUCUGCUGAUUGAAAAGCCCCCUUUUUCGUGAUUCUUGAGUCAUCAUUACAGCAACCCACGAAGGGGUAUGCUAUGACAUUCUUGAUUAGGUAUUCGAGCUACCUAUGAGUGCUAUAGUGCCUAGGUAGGUAUGUAGGUAUGGAGGCAUGUAGGUCCUG
Chaetomium fimeti is the source of this 1744-nucleotide messenger RNA. RefSeq names its product concanavalin A-like lectin/glucanase domain-containing protein. Bases 399 to 1346 code for a protein of 315 amino acids. The transcript is spliced from 4 exons. Gene Ontology annotation, biological process: endoplasmic reticulum to Golgi vesicle-mediated transport. Gene Ontology annotation, molecular function: D-mannose binding. The record is from RefSeq and is a predicted model, not a curated record. Gene Ontology annotation, cellular component: COPII-coated ER to Golgi transport vesicle; endoplasmic reticulum-Golgi intermediate compartment; endoplasmic reticulum membrane. NCBI's taxonomy places the organism in Eukaryota, Fungi, Ascomycota, Sordariomycetes, Sordariales, Chaetomiaceae.